AUCAAAUUCAAACCUCGAAUGAAUCGAAUCAAUUAAUUUUUCAACAACAACAACAAUUUACUGUUCAACUUUUUCUUCGUUUUCUUCAAAAAUUAAUUAUGGAUUUAGCCAUAGCAAAAGAAAGUCAACAAGAACAUCUUCUAUCACCAGAAGCUAUUACUACUGCUAAUGUUUUACGUAAAAAAUCCAAUGAUUCUUUGGCAUCUGAAUCCAUUUAUUAUCUGGAUCCUUCGGAACAUUUUCGUCCUGAACAUAAAUCACCAGAAGAAUAUCGUAUUUAUACUAUUAAUCAGGAUGAUUAUAUCCAGAAACGUGUAUUUGACACAUAUCGUUUAAUGCAUACAAAUCAAACAUUAGAAUUUGCACGUAAUCGUUUACAUCAUUGGACACGUUUUGAUAAACUUAAAAUGACAAUAAUGGAUGCAUUGGAAAAUUUGAAUUGCCUAGUGGAUGAAUCCGAUCCUGAUGUUGAUCUACCAAAUAUUAUACAUGCAUUUCAAACAGCUGAACGUAUACGUGAAGCACAUCCGGAUCUGGAUUGGUUUCAUUUGACUGGAUUAAUACAUGACUUGGGUAAAUUAAUGGCUGUUUAUGGUGAACCACAAUGGGCUGUUGUUGGUGAUACAUUUCCAUUGGGUUGCCAGGUGGCUAAAUCCGUUGUAUAUGCUGAACAAACAUUCAUGGAUAAUCCAGAUACAACAAAUUCUGAUUAUAAUACAGAAUAUGGUAUCUAUCAACCAAAUUGUGGAUUGAAACAGGUUGUUAUGUCAUGGGGCCACGAUGAAUAUAUGUAUCAAGUAUUGAAAAAUCAUCCAGAUUGUUCAUUACCAGAACAAGCAUUCUACAUCAUACGUUUUCAUUCAUUCUAUCCAUGGCAUACUGGUGGCGAUUAUUAUCAUCUAUGUUCUAAACAUGAUCUACAUAUGUUACCUUGGAUCCGAGAAUUUAACAAAUUUGAUCUUUAUUCUAAAACACCGGAAAUACCAGACAUACCAAAAUUGGUUCCAUAUUAUCAAUCAUUGAUUGAUAAAUAUAUACCUGGAUUGGUUAGCUGGUGAAAGAAAAAAAAACAAACAAACAAACAAACAAUUGAAAUCCAUCCAUUCAUUCAUUCAAUCACAUCAUACAAUGAAAUUAUAAACGACGACCAUAUAUUAUUGAUUUAUAAUCAUUGAAAAUGGAAAAAAAACAUUGAUCUUUCUCAUACAUUUCUCAUCGUUAAACGACGUCAUUCCUUUAUAUAGAGCCUCUUAUGACAUUUUUGUUUUUGUUUUAUCAAUUACAUAAUUAUUCAACCUGUAUAUGCAACUACUUCGACAUUUGCCUAUUAUUAGACCACUGAAAAAAAUGCAUUAUUAAUAUAUUUUAUAUGUUUA
This is a messenger RNA of Dermatophagoides farinae (American house dust mite), 1376 nucleotides long. It is a transcript of the gene Miox, whose product is annotated as Myo-inositol oxygenase. Gene Ontology annotation, molecular function: inositol oxygenase activity; iron ion binding. The record is from RefSeq and is a predicted model, not a curated record. NCBI's taxonomy places the organism in Eukaryota, Metazoa, Arthropoda, Arachnida, Sarcoptiformes, Pyroglyphidae. Gene Ontology annotation, cellular component: cytoplasm. Gene Ontology annotation, biological process: inositol catabolic process.